Monodelphis domestica (gray short-tailed opossum) is the source of this 1860-nucleotide messenger RNA. RefSeq names its product kallikrein related peptidase 7 (gene KLK7). Gene Ontology annotation, molecular function: serine-type endopeptidase activity. NCBI's taxonomy places the organism in Eukaryota, Metazoa, Chordata, Mammalia, Didelphimorphia, Didelphidae. Gene Ontology annotation, biological process: proteolysis. The record is from RefSeq and is a predicted model, not a curated record. Gene Ontology annotation, cellular component: secretory granule.
AGAAGCUGGAGAGCAUCAGCACGGUCACGAAAUGAAUGCUGGGAGAGUAAACUGAAUGUUCCCUCCCGAAAAUGAACUGGAAGGUGGAACGCGGAACACAUCAUUUCUGUCUAUUGGUCGGUCCCGGGAGGAUGCCGGCAGCUCCGCCGGAUGGGUGGGGCGGGGCUGGACCCCUGUGGUCCGGCUCUAUUAUGUAGAGAUAGUUAAAGGGCUGAAUGUGAUUUCAUUGGUGGACGCUCUUCUUUGUCUUGGUCUAUGGAAAUACUUGUUUUAUUUGGAAUCUCCAAAGGACCGCGGGAUUCUGAGAAGGAUUCUCAGGUUUCCCAGACUGACCCGCGACCAAUAGAGAGGUUCGGUGUAGGGUCCCGAUGGACUCUGGAUGGUGACGGGGCCCGUUGGCUGCCUGGCCCCUCGGUGAGGGGGGGCAACCCAGCUUAAGGCAGAUAGAUGGCCGGGUGCCUAAGAGAGACGCGGACUCCGAAAGACCUUCCUCUGUUACUCUCAGGCUUCUCCAGUUGCGAGGAAAAGUUCCCAGAACCAGUUGGCUCUGGGUGCGAAGGAGGCCGGGAGAAUGCGACGGAGGUGGCAGGGAUGGGUUCGUCCGCCAGCCCGCCCCAGGCGUCGGCCCCCACGCUCCGAGCCUCAGUUGUUUAUCUUGGCCAGUGCCGGGUCCUUGGCCGAUCCAACGAGGAAGAGAUGGAGGGAUGUCGGAGGGUCGGGUUCCACCCGCGCCUUAGGGCGCUGAGCGCCCGGCCAGGGCGCGAAGAGAAGGCGGGGAUGUGGGUGGGGCUGAGGCCAGUAUAAAAGAUGGGUGUUCCUUCGAAGCGGGUCACCGCGGAGAGCACUGACAGCAGAGGCUGGAUGGGAGCCCACCCUCUCAGAGCUCCCCUCUUUGAGAUCCUGCCCGAGCCCCUCUACAAGAGAAGUUACUGUUAGAGAUAGCUGGCUGAGAAGCAGAGUCUGACAACAGGACCUCAACAUGGCCCAUGUGUGUUGCCUUGGGCUGAUAUUGAUGCUGGUGCUGGCAGCUGUCCCUUGGGCCCAGGGGAUAGAAGAUGACACUGGCACGAAAGAUGGAGAGAGGAUCAUUCAAGGGGUGGAAUGUAACAAGAACACCCACCCCUGGCAGGUGGCCCUAUUCGAUGGAAAUCAGUUACACUGUGGUGGAGUGCUUGUGGCAGCAAACUGGGUACUCACAGCUGCCCAUUGCCGGAAGGGUAGUUAUAAUGUGCAUCUAGGCAAACACAGUCUGAAAGGAAAUGAGAAGGGGUCCCAAGUGAUACGGGCCACCAGGUCCUACCGGCAUCCUCAGUAUUCUACUGUGACCCACGCCAAUGACUUCUUGCUCAUAAGGCUAUCGAGGCCAGCCAGGAUAGGGCCCACCAUUAAGCCUAUCACAUUACCCUCCCGUUGUGCUCCACCUGGUACCUCCUGCACUGUUUCUGGUUGGGGUACCACCACCAGCCCAGAUGUGACAUACCCAGAUAAACUCCAGUGUACAGAUGUGAAACUUAUCUCCUUUUCGGAAUGCAAGAAGGUUUACAAGGAUCUGCUGAAGGAAUCCAUGCUGUGUGCUGGCAUUCCUGGGUCUAGUACAAAUGCUUGCAAUGGUGACUCUGGGGGCCCCUUGGUGUGUAAUGGAGUCUUGGAGGGCCUUGUGUCAUGGGGAACCUUCCCUUGUGGCCAGCCCAAUGACCCUGGUGUCUAUUCACAAGUUUGCAAGCAAAUGCCUUGGAUCCUGAGCGUGAUAAGGAGAUAAGAAUGACUCUGUGUGAGUGUGUGUGUGUGUGGUUUUUUUUGGGGGGGGAAGAGUACCUGGGGACAGAACUCCCAAUAAAUGCUGUCUGUCUGUACAAACCA